Molecule: messenger RNA, 1560 nt
Organism: Cutaneotrichosporon cavernicola
Lineage: Eukaryota; Fungi; Basidiomycota; Tremellomycetes; Trichosporonales; Trichosporonaceae
Exons: 1
Coding region: 1-1560 (519 amino acids)
Source: RefSeq, a predicted model, not a curated record
AUGCCUUCCCAAACUCUUCCCCCGCCGAAGAAACGCAAGAAAUGGUCUCUCUCAGCGUUCUGUAUUGGCGAGGUCCCAGAGGAGCACAACGUCCACAUCCGCAGGCCGUCUCUCAUCCUCCAGACCAGGCCGUACACGCCGCCAGCGUCCGUCCACAAGACCGUCUCCGCAUCCACCGCAGCGCCCAAGCAUCCGGUCCGCCCUCGCACCAUCCGCUUCCAGGACCCCCUCCCGGUCCCACGCACCCUAAUCACGCCGUGCAAGGAUAUCCUCGUGCGCGUCGCAUACUUCUGCGACUCGCAGAACCUGCGCAAGCUCCGCAGCGUGAGUCGUGAGAUGCGUUCUAUCGCAGAAGGUAUUCUGCUCCGGCACGUCCAAGUCGGACGUCGCGGCGUCCUCGUCGUUCCUCCACCAGGCGGAACUCGGUGCUGGGCACCUUCGUCAGUCGAUGUCGAUGAUGCACCGGCGCUCGCAUCGCUCACAGCACUCACAAUGCCGAGGCCCAGUGCCAAGGAGAAGGCGCUCGUCACUGUCAAGGAAGCCCCAGAGUCUGGGGAGGACGAGGAGACUCUUUCACUUUGGGCGCAGCACCGCCACAGCAUUGAUGAACGUGACGAGGACGCGCCAUGGUCCGACUCUGACACCGAUGCCGAGAGCGACGACGAGUCCCUCUGCUCCAACGAACCUUCCUCGUUCUCCACGACCAUGGCCGCAUCGUGCAAAGGCUUACACCUCCCACCCGCUGCCAACGUCACGUUCAUUCUCCCAACUCGCUCUCGCCUCAUGCGCAAAAUCCGCGUCGCCGACAUACAACCAGAGGCAGAGGUCGCUGUACUCCGCCGCUUGAUCUCGGUACCACCGCCUAUUGCUCGCGCUCUUCCUGGCGCGAGUGGGACGCUGACGAGUGACACGGUCAUUGUCUUCUCUCGUUCACGCGAUGACGUGCCGCCAGCGUACCCGCGUCCAGCAUUGACCACCUCAUCCGCGCGGACGGUCAUCACCAACCUCCUCGAUGCGGAGGGGACUGAAGGACUCGAGGGCCUGUCGUGUGGUAUGCAGCACACGAUCAUAAUCAUCACCCCAGCGACCGCAGAGGCCAAGGCCAAGAAAGAGGAAACUGUCGAAGCCACAGACGAAGACGCCGAGGUCGCCACGCUCGUCGACGUCUCUCGCUAUCGCAGCCUCAGCCCUGCGACCACCGCUGUCGCCAGUCCCGAACAGGCCAUGCGCCAGAAAAGACUUCUCGAGGAGGACGCUGAUCCGCAUCGCCUCAUCGAGAGUCUCGCCACCAACAUCGCACGCCUGCUUCCCGAGUCGGACAGUACGUGGACGAUUGUCGGGGCCGAGAGCUGGCCUUCCGACUGGGUCAAUGGCCGGAGCGGGCGCAAGCUUGCGCCCAACGACGGGAGGGAUAUGCAGGACGCGCUGCGUGCACUUGUGUCGGACAAGUUUGCAGAGUGGGCGAGCGAGGACAGCGCGGAGCGCCUACACUUCGUCUCCCGCGCCGACUGGGCACGCGAGGUCGGCAAUGAGGUGUACAGGCUCGCCAGUGAGUUGUGA